Molecule: messenger RNA, 1669 nt
Organism: Anneissia japonica
Lineage: Eukaryota; Metazoa; Echinodermata; Crinoidea; Comatulida; Comatulidae
Product: zinc finger protein 93-like
Exons: 4
Coding region: 240-1070 (276 amino acids)
Cellular component (GO): nucleus
Source: RefSeq, a predicted model, not a curated record
CGACAAACAAGACUUAGCAAGUCAGCAGCGCAUCACAUCUGCUGGUAAAAUGGUAUGACAAAUUUGAUUAUUUUGGUAAUGAACAGUCCAGCUGGUUGUAGAAUUUAGAAAAGUGAUUUGCUGACAUUAAAACUAACAGAAGGUCUGAAAACCAUUCCUCCUGAAAUCUUGUGUUCACAAUACAGAUAAUGAAAAAAUGUGAAAAAAUACUUUGAAACAUUAGACUAUCAUAAUCCAAAAUGGAAGUUCAAGAAAAGGUUGAGGAAACAAACAAACAGGAGAUGAUGUAUGAUUGUGAGCAUUGUGGAGAAAAAGUUGACUUUCUUACGUUGAAGAGCCACUUAGGAAUUACAGAUGAGCAUUCGCCAUUUCAAUGUGGACACUGUAAGAAGACAUUUAGAUACAGUAGCUGUUUAGAAAGACACAUGAGGGUACAUACUGGAGAGACGCCAUACGCAUGUGGAAAUUGCGGAAAGAAAUUCAAACAUAGAAGCUGUUUGCAAAAUCAUAUGUGGAUACAUACGCGAACAUCACCACAUAAAUGUGAACAUUGUGGUAAGAUUUUUAGAGACAAUAGCCAAUUGAAAAGCCAUUUGAGGAUGCAUUCAGGAGAGAUGCCAUAUGAAUGUGAACAUUGUGGGAAGAAAUAUAGAGAUAGUUUCCAACUGAGAAGUCAUUUGAAAAUUCAUGGAGACACGCCGCAUGAAUGUGAAUAUUGUGGAAAGAAAUUUACAAGUAGUAGUUAUCUUAUAACGCAUGUAAGAAUACAUACAGGAGAGACACCUUAUGAGUGUCAACAUUGUGGAAAGAAAUUUAAGUCUAGCAGCCAAAUAAAAAAACAUUUGAUGAUCCAUACGGGAGAGACUCCGUAUGAAUGUGAACAUUGUGGAAAGAAAUUUAAUAGAAAUAGUAAUUUAAAACUACAUUUUAGAAGCAGUAGUUAUCUAAAAACACAUGCAAAGUUACAUACAAAAGAAAUGCCAUAUAAAUGUCAAAAUUGUGGAAAGAAAUUUAAGCACCGUAGACAGUUUCAACGACAUCUGAGGAUACAUACAGACACAAUAAUAUGAACUACAAAUAAAAUAAGUACAGUAGUACCUUCUUUUGAUCAAGUACAGUACAGUAGUUGAGUACAGUAGUAGUACUGUACUGCAUAUCCUUAGCAGGAUAUAGCUUUCCUGAAAGCUACUCAGAAUGAAGCUCUUUUUGUUACCAUUCUCCCUGCUUCGACUAUGCUGAUGUUUAGUUUUUCAAUGCUCUUCUCCCAACAUUUUCAUUGGUCCUCUUCUACCUCGCUUUCCCUCAACUGGGCCUCCAUAAAUGACUACUGUAACAAAAUUUAUUUAAUGACUAACAAAAUUUAUAUAUUUACAAAAGCUUUUGGUAGUUUGAGCUACAGUUGCUUCAUCAGGUGAAUGAUGAAAUUUUAUGAAAUGUUUUUUUAUAUAAUGUAUUUGUAAUAGGCCUUUUCCACAAAUGGUAGACAUCUUGAAGUGAUGACAAACAACCAAAGUCAGUGGUGUACAGUUUACUGUACCUUACCUUAAAAGGGCUCGUCUCCAUAAAUUUUGUUAGUCAAAAGAAAUUUGCUACUGCAGCGUACUUAUUUUAUUUGUAGUUCAUGUUACUGAUAAAUAUGGCUCCAACUUUUAUUACACAGUACUGUAAU